AUGCUUUGGAAAUUCACUUGCGCGCCUUAUGUUAGGGGCGUUGCCCGUCCUUGUCCCCAGAGAUUGCGCUCGUCACUUCCUCUCUCUCUGCGACCACAGUCUGCUCUAUCAAUUGCGCGACUCUACGCCACAGAGCGCGCAUCAUCAAAUCGGGAUGGGAAGGACUUGCGACGGAAUUCACUUUCCGUCCCUACCACGUCCAGGUUUAACGAAAUUGGUGUGCAACAGUUAAGCGAAUAUGUUUAUCCCCAGAUCUUCCCGGGUAAACCUAGAACGCCGGAUCCCGCACUGGUGGCAUUGUCAGAAGAGCAUCUCUCGCGGCACGAUCUACUUGGAAAGUCACAGAAUGCCACAGAUCCAGUUGCCUUCGAUUUCCCGGCCUUACGGGGCGAUACAUUGGAUGAACAUUUCUCUAGGCUGGGAAUGGACUCAUCCGAACCCUAUCUAGAAUUCGCGAAGACAUACAUGACGACGACAUCUCCCAGCAGACCUCGUGAAUGGAUUAGACGCAGCGGGUGGACGAAAUACAAUAGUGACGGCACGGUGGAAUUCCCCGAAGCGCCAGACGAAGACAUGAUGACGUUCGAUACCGAAGUCAUGUAUAAAGAGCAUUCGUUCGCAGUGAUGGCUUGCGCCGUGAGUCCUACAGCUUGGUAUGGGUGGAUUUCUCCAUGGUUGCUUGAAGAAUCAGAGAAUCCAAUCCACCUCAUACCAAUGGGUGACCCAUCAAAACCUCGAAUUAUAAUCGGUCACAAUAUCGGUUUCGAUCGAGCGCGGAUAUUGGAAGAAUACGAUUUGAAACAGACCAAGAACUUCUUUAUCGAUACGAUGUCUCUUCACGUAGCUGUGAAUGGAAUGUGCUCUCAACAAAGACCGACAUGGAUGCGCCACAAGAAGAACAAGGAUCUGAGAGACAAGAUUGCCAGUGAGCAUAAUUCUGUUGAAUUGGCUGCGCUGGUUGAGAGCAAGGUUCUCAGUGAUGAGGAAGAGGAACUAUGGGUAGGAAGGAGUUCUGUCAAUUCACUACGCGAUGUCGCCAAAUUCCAUUGCGAUGUUACCAUUGACAAAUCGCAGCGAGACUAUUUUGGCGAACUUGACCGUCCCGGCAUUCUGUCCAGGUUACAAGAACUCUUGGACUACUGUGCAGCCGAUGUUGCCAUCACGCAUCGUGUGUAUAAAAAGAUUUUCCCGAAUUACCUUGAGGUGUGUCCUCAUCCAGUCAGCUUCGCAGCUCUGAGGCACCUUUCCUCGGUGAUUCUGCCUGUCAACCAGACGUGGGGCGAAUACCUCGAAAGUGCUGAAUCAGUUUACCAUCAACGACUUGACGAUGUUCGACGGAGACUUGUUGACCUCUGUGAGGAAGCCGCGAGUUUGAGGGAGAAAUCAGACAUUUACAUGAAUGACCCUUGGCUACGUCAGCUGGACUGGUCUGGCCAAGAGAUCAAAAUGGCCAAAGGAAAAAAGAAGGGAGACCCUCCACGACCGGCAGCAAGGCAAAAACUGCCCGGGAUGCCGAAAUGGUAUAAAGACCUUUACCCGAAGACCACCGGUGGUAUCAAUUUGUCGGUACGAACACGAAUUGCUCCUAUACUUCUUAAACUCUCAUGGGAGGGUUACCCCCUGGUAUGGUCCGAUAAGUACGGAUGGACCUUCAAGGUGCCUCGGGCAGAAGUUAAGAAAUUUGAAAACCAGCCUGUUGUGUCCUGUGAUAUGACUGAGGAGAAGGUUCAGGAGCUGCGAGAGGACAGGGCUCAUACAUACUUCAAACUUCCGCAUAAAGAUGGACCGCAAGCGCGGUGCACCAACCCGCUGGCCAAGGGCUAUGCGCAGUUUUUUGAACGGGGAUCCCUGGCCUCGGAGUACGCUCUUGCCAAGGAAGCACUUGACAUGAAUGCCUCUUGUUCGUAUUGGAUCAGUGCUCGAGACCGGAUCAUGAAUCAAAUGGUCGUCUACCAAGAUCAGAUUGGAAAACCACAAGUGGACCAAAAUAACCGGUUGGGCUUCAUCCUUCCCCAGCUCAUUCCCAUGGGCACUAUCACACGGCGUGCAGUGGAGAACACAUGGUUGACUGCCAGUAACGCCAAAGGCAAUCGUGUAGGGUCUGAGCUCAAAGCUAUGGUCAAAUCGCCGCCUGGUUACUCUUUUGUCGGCGCGGAUGUUGAUUCUCAAGAGCUAUGGAUUGCCAGCCUUGUUGGCGAUGCUCAAUUCCAGUUGCAUGGUGGCAAUGCCAUUGGUUUCAUGACUUUGGAGGGCUCUAAGGCUGCUGGAACUGAUAUGCACUCUCGAACUGCAAAUAUUCUUGGUAUCUCCCGGAAUGAUGCGAAGGUCUUCAACUACGGCCGGAUCUAUGGUGCUGGUGUUAAGUUUGCUGCCACCCUGCUCCGCCAAUUCAAUCCAUCUAUGCCUGAGAAGCAGACCAUGGAGGUUGCAACUGACCUAUAUAAAGCAACAAAAGGUGCCAAAACAACUCGCCGCGUUCUAAGUGAGAGUCCUUUCUGGCGUGGAGGUACGGAAUCUUUCGUUUUCAACAAACUCGAAGAGUUCGCAGAGCAGGAACGGCCUAGGACUCCGGUUCUAGGCGCUGGAAUAACAGAGGCGUUGAUGCGACGAUUUAUCAACAAAGGUAGCUUCAUGACAUCUCGGAUUAACUGGGCAAUCCAGUCUUCUGGUGUUGAUUACCUUCAUCUUCUGAUCGUUGGAAUGGACUAUCUUAUUCGGCGUUACAAUAUUGAAGCCCGCUUGGCAAUCACUGUGCAUGACGAAAUUCGGUAUAUGGUUAAAGACGAAGACCGGUACCGCGCUGCUCUAGCCUUGCAAGUAGCCAACGUCUGGACUCGAGCCAUGUUCUCGCAGCAGGUUGGUAUUGACGACCUGCCACAAUCUUGCGCGUAUUUCUCCGCUAUUGAUAUCGACCACGUUCUGCGCAAAGAAGUGGACGUGGAUUGCGUGACCCCUUCGCAUCCGCACAAGAUUCCCCACGGCGAAAGCCUGGACAUUCUACAACUUUUGGGCAAGAACGAGGAAGCGUAUCUCGACCCGACUAUCAUACCUCACUCGCCGCCCAAUCCCGAGAAGUACGAUUACACGCCUCGCGAGUCCGUCAUGUCGUCUCUCCAGGCUACACAUGACCCAGCAUUCAUUCGCGCUCAGAUUUCCAAGGACGAUAACGAACUUCGCGACAUCGUCAAGGAGGUCAUGAAGGCCAAAGCCUUGUCAACUGCAUCCACUAGUACCAAGACGUCGAAGACGAACGUCAAAUCGCCAGCCAUCCCUCAAGCAGCGGGCCCUCAACGGGCCAUACUGAUGGAUGUGAACUCGGGUCUUUAUAAUGAUUUCCGCAACCCUCCGCCGCAUGGAAAUAAGAAUUCCCAUGUUAGUUUCCAGCGGAGUACCUGGAAACCUAAGCAAACUGCUCGUGCAUGA
Molecule: messenger RNA, 3423 nt
Organism: Aspergillus ruber CBS 135680
Lineage: Eukaryota; Fungi; Ascomycota; Eurotiomycetes; Eurotiales; Aspergillaceae
Product: DNA-directed DNA polymerase gamma MIP1
Exons: 2
Coding region: 1-3423 (1140 amino acids)
Biological process (GO): mitochondrial DNA replication
Cellular component (GO): mitochondrion; gamma DNA polymerase complex
Molecular function (GO): DNA binding; DNA-directed DNA polymerase activity; 3'-5' exonuclease activity
Source: RefSeq, a predicted model, not a curated record